GAAAAAGAGAUUAGAAAUUAGAAAUAGGAUUAAAGGCUGUGUAAUGUAAUGUAGGCAUUAAGCAACAUUGCAGCGAUUGAUCCAUCCAUCAACACAAACAAAGGCCCCACUCUCACAUCACACAACACUACAAAACUCUGCGUCGCUCCCAAACGCAUCAAAGCAAUCACUCUCUCUCUCUCUCCCUCACUGGCUUUCCAAGGAAGGAUGAACAAGCGACCAAGGAACACUGUUUACAAGCCCCUUCGCGAUCUUUCCAAUCGAGAGCUCGGCGAAUUACCCGCCAGAAAUUUCCCUAACCGUCUCGCCGCCUCCGAGGAUCUUGUACUUCGACUUGAUGUAUUCAGAAAGCUCGAAAAGCACAGAGGUUGUGUGAACACUGUAUGCUUCAAUGCAGAUGGUGACAUUCUCGUUUCGGGUUCUGAUGACAGAAGGAUUAUUCUCUGGGAUUGGCAAACUGGUCGUAGUAAAUUAUCUUUCCAUUCUGGUCAUAGUAACAAUGUUUUCCAGGCUAAGUUUAUGCCUCACUGUGAUGAUCGAAGCAUCAUCACUUGCGCUGCUGAUGGCCAGGUGAGACAUGCUCAAAUCCUUGAAAAUGAAGGAGUGGAAACUAAGUUGUUGGGCAGUCAUCAAGGACGCGCUCAUAAGUUGGCUAUUGAGCCUGGUAGCCCUCAUAUAUUUUAUACCUGCGGUGAAGAUGGAUUAGUACAGCAUUUUGAUCUGAGAACUGGGGCUGCAACGGAACUUUUCACCUGCAAGCCACUUAAGGAUAGAUGGAAUUACAUGCCAGUCAUCCAUCUUAAUACAAUUGCAAUUGAUCCAAGGAACCCAAAUCUCUUUGCGGUUGCUGGGUCUGACGAGUAUACGCGACUUUUUGAUAUCCGCAAGUAUAAAUGGGACGCAUCAACUGAUUUUGGUCAACCGACCGACUACUUUUGUCCUCCGCAUUUGAUUGGAGAUGAGCGAGUAGGAAUAACAGGCCUGGCCUUUUCUGAACAAAGGGAGCUUCUUGUGUCCUACAAUGAUGAAUUUAUUUACCUUUUUACACAAGAUAUGGGUUUGGGACCGGAUCCUGUUCCUGGGUCCCCUAUAUCUGUGGAUAGUGAUACAAGUGAAACGGGAGGUAGUCAUGGAUCUGUGCAAUCUCCAUCAAAGAUGGAUGCUGAUGAGAAAAUCACCCCUCAAGUUUUUAAGGGACACAGGAAUUGCGAGACAGUCAAGGGUGUUGGUUUUUUUGGGCCUAAUUGUGAGUAUGUAGUGAGCGGAUCAGACUGUGGUCGGAUUUUCACAUGGAAGAAGAAAGGUGCUCAGCUUAUUCGUGUCAUGGAAGCAGACAAGCAUGUUGUGAACUGUAUUGAGUCUCAUCCUCAUACAACAGUUCUUGCAAGCAGCGGUAUUGAGCAUGACAUCAAGAUAUGGACUCCAAAGGCCCUCGAGAAAGCUGUUUUGCCCAAAAAUAUUGAGCAGGUUCUCAUAUUUGAUGAAAUUCGUUGGUUUGAGAGUGAUGACGAUGACGAUGACGAUGAGGAUAACGAUGAUAUGUUUGAUGAUGAGGAUGAUAUGUUUGAUGACGAUGAUAUGGAUGAUGAUAAUGAGGAUGACGACGAAGGUUGUGAUGAUGACGACGAUGAAGGUUAUGAUGAUGACGACGAUGUCGAUGAAUAUGACAAAGGCGGUUAUGUCAAUGAUUGUAAUGAUGAUGUCAAUACUGGUGUUGGUGAUGAUAAUAAUGAUGACAAUGGCAACGAUGAUAAUUUUUCUGGUGGUUUGUAAUGAUGCAAAUUGAUAAAAGUUUUGUGUGUCCGACAGAAACCCAAGGCUAGGGGCUGGAUGUACCAGAUAGAUUCUCCGGAAGACUUGAUGUUGCAACUGUUUUCACUUCCAAGACGGAGGGUUAGGACAGAAACCAAUGCAGAACGUUCAACUGCAACUGCAGAUCGAGAACUUUUAGAGUUGAUAUUGACAUUCAAUACUAUUAGUGAUGAUUCUACUGAUGAUGAUGAUGGUGGUGAUGAUGAUGGAGAUGCAACCAUCCAAGAUGACUUGUUCAGUUGAUUUGAGUUGUGCUUGUUGCCUUGGGCCUCCUAAAACAAUGAUAGCAAUUGUAUAUAUAACAUAGGAUUAAGAAUAACUCGAGUAUAAUCUUGCAGACUGUUGUAACAGUAUUCCGAAUACAACUGCCCUUAAAUUUUAUUUGUGGUACAUGUUUUAGUUCUUUAUGUUUAUGUGAUGUAAAUUAGUCGUCUGCUAUGUGUUUAUUUAAGUCUUUGAUCCUUUGGGUGUUGCAACAUUGAUUUUGACCAAAGCUUCGCCCCUGGAUCCUUUUGUUAAAAUCAAUUUGACCACAUGAGUACACAUUCUGCUGUCUAUACAAACAUGCAUUGUUGGUCUGAACCUAAGGUCGAGAGUUAUUAACUUUAAAGGCAACGGGGUUGUUUGACUUA
Trifolium pratense (red clover) is the source of this 2444-nucleotide messenger RNA. RefSeq names its product DDB1- and CUL4-associated factor 8-like. Gene Ontology annotation, cellular component: Cul4-RING E3 ubiquitin ligase complex; cytoplasm. Gene Ontology annotation, molecular function: protein binding. The transcript has 6 exons. The coding region runs from base 208 to 1773 and encodes 521 amino acids. The record is from RefSeq and is a predicted model, not a curated record. NCBI's taxonomy places the organism in Eukaryota, Viridiplantae, Streptophyta, Magnoliopsida, Fabales, Fabaceae.